AGUCAGGCCAGUUGUGGAAAGCGUACAGGAAGUAAACAUAAAAUGGUCUCGGCAGAGGAGUAGAAUUAGGAAUAUUAUCUAAAAUACCAAAAAUGGACCGCUUUUCGUGGUCAAAUGGGCUCUUAGAAAUUAACGAAACUUUGGUUAUUCAGCAGCGGGGUGUCAGGCUGUAUGACGGAGAUGAUAAGGCUAAACUGGAUGUUGGAGUGGCCUUGUUGAGCACACAUCGGUUGAUCUGGAGGGACGUUAAAAACCAUGAAUGCUGUAUUGCCAUGCCUCUGUCACAGAUUCUCUUAUUUGAGGAGCAGGCUGCAGGGAUAGGAAAGAGUGCAAAAAUAGUUAUCCACCUGCAAGAAACACCUGCCAAUAAGGAGCCGGGUCCCUACCAAAACAGCAAGUACUCCUUCAUCAAGCUUUCAUUCAAGGAACACGGGCAGAUUGAGUUUCACAGGAGACUAACAGAGGAAAUGACUCAGAAGAGAUGGGAGAGUACACCGGUGUCACAACCCAUCUCCGCAGGAACUAGCUCACAGGCGGGAAGAACGCGUGCCGUGGGUAUUGUUGGCAUUGAGAGGAAGAUAGAGGAGAAGAGGAAAGAAACAGACAAAAACAUUUGUGAGGCUUUUGAGGACCUCAGUAAGCUGAUGGUGAAGGCCAAAGAGAUGGUGGAGCUGUCCAGAUCUAUUGCCAACAAAAUCAAAGACAAGCAGGGAGACAUUUCAGAAGACGAGACGAUACGGUUCAAGUCCUACCUGCUCAGCAUGGGUAUUGCCAACCCUGUUACCAGAGAAACGUAUGGGACGGGUACACAUUACCAUAUGCAGCUGGCUAAGCAGCUGGGAGAUAUGCUACAGGCCCCUCUAGAGGAGCGUGGCGGUAUGAUGGCUCUCACUGAGGUGUACUGUCUCGUAAACCGCGCCAGAGGGAUGGAGCUUUUAUCUCCAGAAGAUUUGGUAAACGCGUGCAAGAUGUUUGAGUCGUUGAAGCUACCGUUGAGGCUACGUGUGUUUGACAGUGGUGUGAUGGUGGUCCAGCUGCAGUCUCACAGUGAAGAGGAAAUGAUCGCCUCAGCACUGGACUAUGUGACCGACAAAGGCUCUUUGACAGCAGAGGAGUUUGCAAAGCUCUUGGGUCUCUCUGUUCUUCUGUCUAAAGAGCGAUUGUUGCUGGCUGAGAAGGUGGGCCACCUCUGUCGAGAUGACUCUGUGGAGGGUCUGAGAUUCUACCCAAAUCUCUUUUUAAAUGCUUAGAGUUAUUAUAGCUAAGAUAGAAAAACAUAUCUUCAACUGGGCUAUACUGUCUUUGCUGGUUGGCUGAUGUUGGCUCCAGCGGCAGAGUGUAUUUAGUCAUUGUUUUUUAAACGGUUGUAGUUCCGUUAGUGCUAUAUUACAAUCCACUGUAUAACAAGCUCUUUUCUAUAGGUCUAAGAGCCAAAAAGGGGGUAAAGAAUUCUGCAAAUAAAUACUGUACAUGCAGCAAAGAGUUCCCAAAUUGCUUUGCUUGAUGGAGUGACCACCAAGUGGGAAAAUUGGCCUACUGGAAUAUACACUGUGCAUUUUGUCACAGAGCUCAUACCUUGUUUAAAAAAACUGUGGAGUAUAAUAAUAAUAAGGCUUUAGUCACUGUUCACAUGGUUUCUGAAUUCAAAAUAAAAUGUUUUGUUAUAAAUAAUUACGUAAUGAAG
Molecule: messenger RNA, 1684 nt
Organism: Trematomus bernacchii (emerald rockcod)
Lineage: Eukaryota; Metazoa; Chordata; Actinopteri; Perciformes; Nototheniidae
Gene: vps36
Product: vacuolar protein sorting 36 homolog
Exons: 14
Coding region: 93-1250 (385 amino acids)
Biological process (GO): protein transport to vacuole involved in ubiquitin-dependent protein catabolic process via the multivesicular body sorting pathway
Cellular component (GO): ESCRT II complex; late endosome membrane
Molecular function (GO): ubiquitin binding; phosphatidylinositol-3-phosphate binding
Source: RefSeq, a predicted model, not a curated record